CACUUAUAAAUACCUCCACCCCUCAUUAGUGGUCGAGCAAGAUCUGGAGUAAUCUACACACAUUGAUCCAGUUCCAGUUUAGUUGAGUUCAGGCAUGGCCAUGUCAAAGCCUCUGAUUGCUUCGCUUCUACUCAUUUCUCUUCUUCUUCUUCAUCUAGUCGAAGCUGAUCAUGAGUUGGGGAAUGCAAUUUAUCAGGCACCAGCAUAUCCUCCUACUCAGAAGAUCGAUUGCGACGGGGCUUGUAAGGGGAGAUGCCGGUUAACGAAGAGGAAAGAUCUGUGCAAGAGGUUGUGCGGAUCUUGCUGUGGGCGGUGCAACUGUGUUCCUCCGGGCACUUCCGGCAACUACGACGCCUGCUAUUGCUAUGCUCACUUGACUACCCCUGACGGCAGGCGCAAGUGUCCUUGAUUGAUUUCUAUUAUGUUUAUUCCAAGUUUGAAUUUGGGUAAUCAGCCUGUUGUAUCCAAUGAUCAUCAGAUUAGAUCUCCACUCCACUUAAUUACUUUCCAUGCAUAAUAAUUAUCAUCUAGUUCCAUUAAUGUAUUAGAUCUUCACUCCACAUAAUUACUUUCCAUGCAUAAUAAUUAUCAUCUAGUUCCAUUAAUGUGUGCGAGAGGUCUUCAAGUCUCAUGGGUGUUUUUAUUAUCAGAAUUUAUAAGAUAAACUUUUGCUCAA
Messenger RNA from Tripterygium wilfordii, 676 nucleotides. Its product is annotated as gibberellin-regulated protein 1-like. The record is from RefSeq and is a predicted model, not a curated record. Lineage: Eukaryota; Viridiplantae; Streptophyta; Magnoliopsida; Celastrales; Celastraceae. The transcript has 3 exons. The coding region runs from base 95 to 409 and encodes 104 amino acids.